CCUUUUCAGUGAACGGCCCUGAGCUCUGCAAGAAGGGGGAGUGGGUGCCAGGGUGCGGUGGCCAGGGUAGUAGGCUUACGUGGGAAGUAAAGAUCAGGCCCUGGGUCUGUGCAGAGGCCACAGCCUGGCAUAAAGGAGGCGGCAGGGGCUGAUGGGGGGCGGCCGCCAAGGUGGCCAGAGGGCCUAUGGGCUGGUCCUGGGGGUCUGGCUAAAGGAGAGGUACCAGCCUGAGAGGGGUUUGGCCUGGGCCCAGCCCAGAGGGUCGACCACCCCAGGACUCACAGUGACCCCUUGGCACAUUGUGAGGGAGCACCGAGCACCAUUGUGACCUGCUUAACCCACCCCCCAGGAGCCUCUGGUCCAGGCAGGUGGGCUGGGGGCCUAGGGGCCCAGGUGGCCCUAGGGUCACCACCCAUGGCCAUAGCUGAGCAGCCACAGCCCGGGUGGGCCUCGUGUCACAGCCCCAGCACCAACACCUGCCAGGACCUGGGCAACUCCAUCCUGGUGCUGCUGGGCCUCGUCAUCUGUAUCAAUAUCGGCAUCAACACGGUGACCCUGCUCUGGCGCCGACUCCGUUUCCUCUUACGCCGGGCAUUCCGUAUUAUUUGUGAGAAAGAAGCCCUCAAGUCCUCUUCACCCAGGAAGCGGCGCAUCUCUCAGCCCGCGAGGAAGCAGAGCUCCCAGGACGUCCACCUUCGAUGCACCAUGGACCCUGUGACAAUGACCGUGACCCCCCCACCCACUCGCCGACACCGUCAUCGAGGCUCCCCCACCCGCCGUGCCCACCGCCCCGCAGCCUGGGCCCCUGACACCAACGACGAGGAGCCCCCAGGCCAGCACCCAGCCAUCUGCUCCCACAACUGGGAUUGCCCCGAGGGCUGGGAAGCCUUCAAAUCCCCCCAGGGGAUGUGGGCUCCCUGGGCCCAGGACAGCCUGGAGCCAGCGGCCCAGACCAUCCGCUUCCAGGAGACCAUAGAGGGAAGGCCCCUCAAAAGCGAGGUCCAGUCCAAGCUGGGCCUCCAGGCUUACGUGUACCCUGUGAACCCCCCACCUCCCACCCCCGAAGCCCAGAGCAACAGGAACAGUGGGCCGGAGGCGGAGGUGGCCCCAUGCUCGCCUGCCCUGCCGCCCACGCGGGGUCCCGCUCUAGUCCCCGACAUCCCCCGGCACCGCUCCUCUGCCCGCGUGGUGUACGAUGCCCGCGACGUGAGGCGGCGGCUCCGGGAGCUGACCCGGGAGGUGGAGGCCCUGUCCCACUGUUACCCUCUGGCCUCCGGUUCUAGCACUUGUGAGGGGACGGGCCAGGACUGGGUGUACCAUUCGCUGGCAGGGAAAAGACUAGAAUAA
Molecule: messenger RNA, 1347 nt
Organism: Choloepus didactylus (southern two-toed sloth)
Lineage: Eukaryota; Metazoa; Chordata; Mammalia; Pilosa; Megalonychidae
Gene: SPEM1
Product: spermatid maturation 1
Exons: 3
Coding region: 415-1347 (310 amino acids)
Biological process (GO): sperm individualization; flagellated sperm motility
Cellular component (GO): cytoplasm
Source: RefSeq, a predicted model, not a curated record